GAUAAAACCAUAAUAAUAAUAAGUGUGAGAAAUCAUCGAUUCUCCUUUGUUUCGCCUAACCCAAAUUCCUAAAUCUCAGCAUCAUCAUCAUCACCCCCAAAAUAGAGAGAGAAUCGAAGUUUAUCAUCCGAAUCGAAUUAUUUUGAGACGGAAAAAACGAAUCUUGAUCAAAUUCCUCGACUUUUUUUAUUAGCCGAUUUGCUUUUGAUUUCAUUGUUUUAAGGACAUUUGGGUUGCUUGUUUGGUGGUUGCAUUUGGUCAGCGAUUUAACAAAGUGAUCUUGAAGUUAAGAGUUUAGCAGCGCUCAAAGAGUAAGAAAGUAGAUUCUCAACAGGCUGCUUAAUAAGAUUGCUCUCUUUCGCUUACACAGUGCUUUUACAAGAUGGCUGGUGUAAAGCGAAAACUAAGUACCGAGUCAGAUGCUCAUGCUCUUCACAAAGAACUGGAUGAGGUUUCAUGUCCUGUUUGCAUGGAUCACCCACAUAAUGCUGUUCUACUGCUGUGCAGCUCUCACGACAAAGGUUGCAGGUCAUACAUCUGUGACACAAGUUACCGACACUCUAACUGCCUCGACAGGUUCAAGAAACUACAUUCCGAAUCUCCAAAUGAUCCAAAUCCCGAGGCUAACAAUAACGAGCAUGUGUCUGGAAACCAAGUCUCUGUUGGGGAUUCUGAGUCUCUGAGGAGGAGGAGGAGAGUGGAAGAAGUAGUAGAAGAAGAAGAACAGUCAGAGGAAAUUACGAACCUGAAAUGUCCUCUUUGCCGAGGUACUGUCUUAGGGUGGAAAGUUGUAGAAGAAGUGAGAAGUUAUCUUGACAUGAAGAACCGAAGCUGUUCACGAGAGUCCUGCUCGUUUACCGGUAACUACCAGGAUCUGCGACGACAUGCGAGAAGGAUACAUCCAACAACUCGUCCUUCAGACACUGAUCCAACAAGAGAGUUAGCUUGGAGACGCCUCGAGAGCCAGAGGGAGUAUGGAGAUAUAGUCAGUGCAAUACGUUCUGCUAUGCCUGGUGCUGUUGUUGUAGGAGACUAUGUUAUAGAAAACGGAGAUAGAUUCUCAGGUGAGAGGGAAUCUGGAAAUGGAGGAGGUAGCGACCUUUGGACUACGUUUGUAUUGUUUCAGAUGAUUGGUUCUCUUGAAAACAAUGGAGGUUCUAGUGGUAGUGGAAGUGGUGGUGGUGGUGGAUCAAGAACUCACAGGUCAAGGGCAUGGAGGAAUAAUCAUCAUCGACGUUCAUCUUCUUCAGAUAGGCGAUUGCUUUGGGGAGAGAAUCUUUUGGGUUUGCAAGAUGAACAUAAUCACAAUGAUCAUGAUGAUGAGUUGCGUGUACAUGAAGGUACAGGGGAUGGUUUGAAUCGAGUUCCAAGAAGAAGAAGAAGGUUUGGAAGGCCUAGAUCAAGUGGAAACCAUCCUCGAUAAGACCGGUGCUAUAUCGAUAUUCUCUCGGGUUAGAACCAGACCGAUGCAAAAAGGAAAGGUUUUUGCUGAAAUCCCCCGAGAGGCUUAGGAUUUGUUGGUGUUUUUUUUUAUGUAAAUGUUAUUUUGUUGAGCUUCGUUUAGUCGCUCAUUGUAUUUUAAAGUAUGGUUUUUUAUGCAAUGUCUUAUAUUAAUUGUUACAUUUGGAAAAGUGUUUUCUUUUU
Molecule: messenger RNA, 1644 nt
Organism: Eutrema salsugineum
Lineage: Eukaryota; Viridiplantae; Streptophyta; Magnoliopsida; Brassicales; Brassicaceae
Exons: 4
Coding region: 383-1423 (346 amino acids)
Source: RefSeq, a predicted model, not a curated record